GCAGACUAUUUUACACUUUAUACAUCUCUCUCUUUUUCGAAAACGCACUCUCCUUAUUUUUGUAUCUCUACACCAAUUCAUCUUUAUGCCUUCUCUGCGUCUUUUUCUCCCAUUCUACAACUACAGUGGACAGGAAGGAUUAUUAAACGCCUCUGCGAAUAGUUUUGAAAAUUUACCAAGAAAAGAAAACAAACGCAUCCAUAAAGGUAACGAGACGAAAAGCUGAAAUUCAAAUAAUCUCUAGUAGUAAACAUUAUUUAAAGUCAAUUAAAACAAGCUUUUAUUUAGACUUUUAGAGUAGAUAAUGUCAAUUGGAAUUAGACGAAACCCAGUAGUACUAUUUGGAGUUAUAAUAGCUGCCUUUUUUCUAUUAUCGUUCGCAUAUGUAACGUUGUCUCCUCAAUUAAAGACACGUUUGGGUUUGGGAAGUGACGCUGUUCCGUUGACAGAUGAAGAAGAGUUUAGGAGUUCCAAUAUAAUUUAUAGAACAUAUACUUAUUUGGAAGAGCAACGUUUAGAAAGUGUACCGCGAUUUGUCAAAUUUUCGGCAGACUCCAAGUAUACUAUAGUUAUACCGACAUAUCAUCGCACUAAUCUAAUUAGAAGAGCCGUUAAGCACUACGCAAAUUUCAAGAAUAUAUCGAAGAUAAUAAUUAUUUGGUUCAAUGAGGAGAGGAUACCUACAGGAAACGAAAUUUCUAAAUAUGUUAAUAAGGAUAAUAAAGUUAUUAUUGAAGUUUAUUGGAUGCCCAACUUGAUAAGAUUAAGAUAUUUUCCAUAUCCUACAAUCGAUACGGAAGCGGUCUUGAACGUUGACGAUGAUAUUCUUAUAGACGAAGGUGCUGUCAGCAGAGCAUUUCAACAUUGGAAGGUGAGCAAAGCAGGCCGGAAAGAGUGUACUAGUUUGACAUUAAUUUUUAAGAAAUUGAUAAAGGGAAUAGGACUUUUAGUAGUUGCUUUUGCGUAG
Dimorphilus gyrociliatus is the source of this 967-nucleotide messenger RNA. The record is from the annotation of a GenBank genome assembly. NCBI's taxonomy places the organism in Eukaryota, Metazoa, Annelida, Polychaeta, Dinophilidae.